Molecule: messenger RNA, 864 nt
Organism: Eruca vesicaria subsp. sativa (arugula)
Lineage: Eukaryota; Viridiplantae; Streptophyta; Magnoliopsida; Brassicales; Brassicaceae
Source: the annotation of a GenBank genome assembly
AUGCCGAUAACCAAACCGCUCGGAACAAACACAACUCUUCGAUCUCAACCACCACAUCAGUUCACUAAACCACCACUCUUUAUAAUCCUAACCGUGAUCCUCCUCGUCGUCUUCUUCAUCGGUUUCUGCGCUCUCUAUUUCUGCAAAUGUUUGUUCCACUCUGUCUCACAGGCUUGGGAUCGCCAUUACGGCAACGGAUCACCCGAAACUCAAAACCAGUCACAACAAGAAAACGCCGGUCAACCACCGGUUAACCCCGGUUUAGAGCCGCAUAUCAUCCAAUCCUUCCCGUUAUUUCCAUUCUCCUCGGUGAAAGAUCUUAGAGAAGAUAACCAAGGACUCGAAUGCGCGAUUUGUCUUCUCGAAUUCGAAGAAGAACACAUCCUCCUACGACUUCUUACAACAUGUUACCAUGUUUUCCAUCAAGAAUGUAUCGAUAGAUGGCUCGUAUCUAACAAAACAUGCCCUGUUUGUCGUAGAAAUUUAGAUCCUAACGCACCUGAAAACAUCAAAGAGCUCAUCAUAGAAGUCAUACACGAAAACAGCAACGGGAAUAACGAGCAACCUUCGACAUCGAACGAGGUUUCGUUGUCGAGACAGAGCAGUAGUAGUGAUAAGACAGAGCCUUUACCAGAUAAAUUCUCGAGAUCGAAGACGACGGGUCAUUCGAUAGUGAGGAAUAAACCGGAGGAAGAAAAUCGGUAUACGUUGAGAUUACCGGAUCAUGUUAAGAUUAAGGUUACGAGGAGACAUAAUAAUAACCAAACAGAGAGUUGUAUUUCUUUUGGUGAGCUUAUGAGAAACAAAGAAGGCCGGUUUGGUGAACUCUCUGGUCAAUCACUUGUACCGGAAUCCCAUAAUUAA